CCCUUCAGACAGUACGAGAAGACCCCCGGAGGGUCCAUGCUUUCGUCUCCUUUACCUUCAUUCUGAGCACAGUUGCCACCCACUGUCGACUACCUCACUUAUAUUCUGCGCGUCUUCAGCACCAAGGCAUGACCUCUUCUUCACCCCUUAUGCGGUAGGAUAGUGGCUGUCUUCAUCAUGCCACCUCCCGCGACGCAGACGGGCGCACAGGCAGCGCCCCCGACCGCAAACCCUCGCGAAUCGACAAAACCGUCCCUAAGCUCCAAGGAUGGUUCUCUUGCCCAUCCCAGUGGACUGGAAGGACAGUCACCCCGGCACGGCCAUCAGAAACUCGUCUUUACCGAUCCGGUUGCCCUCCGAUACCUCGAGGAAGACCCGUCGGCAAUUGUGCUAUAUCGUCGGGUGGCCUUGGAGGGGUACGAGGUUUUCAUCGUUGAACAAUGGGCGUGCACGCGCAUCCAUCCUACAUUUAUCAUCACCACCUAUACGGGAGAUCUGUCACACAAGGUUGUGGUUGGGGUGCUGAGCGUCCCGACAGAUGAGUCUACGUGGUCUCCCCGGCUGAAGAUGUACUUCAGCGCGGUCACACAAUGCCAGGCGCGAAAGAAGGAGACACCCUUGGGGACUUUGAUGAUUACAGACCUGAACGUCUUCCCAUUGGCGUUGACUCUGAUCCCGGUCCCUGACGGCGAUGUCCUCAAACACAAGGAGGACUUUGUUGUGAACGAAAACCUGAAACGGCUGGGUUGCUCAGGCCGCGCUGGCUUAAAGCUACAGCCUCCGUCGCCUGCUACGGAAGCGAAGUUUUAUCACCUGUAUCGUACUAGUGAGAAGGUGCCUCUAUACUCAGCCGUCAUAGAGCUCGUGAAGCAAUGCCAAAUUGCUUUGCUAAUGUUCGGUAAUCUGGCCCCAGAAUAUGUCGAUGGGCUGCUAUGUGAUGUCACAGAGGCAGCCAUAAAUGAUUGGUGGACCCAGACAGGCAUGGACAUAUUCAAUAUGGAACCUAGUGAUAGCAUGAUGGGGCCUAUCUCUGUCGUCGCUUUAUUGGGGACCCUCAUGGGGGCGCGAAACCGGCUUCAUGCCUACGGUGCUCCGGUUAGCAAGGAUGCCUUCGAUAUCCCCAAUCUCAAACGGGGGAUUGGUCAUUUCCAAAAAUCACAGAAGCUCAAACGUACUCGAAGACUGGAUCGCCUGACCUUGGAUCGAUUGCAUCGAGCAACAGCCAAAGCUGCGAACGCGGAGGGCUGGGCGGAUGCUGUCAAAUCCACCAUGGCGGAACUGAGCGGGCACGGAGGCGAGAUGGUCAUGGGGAUGGUCCGCGGCCGCGAAAAGGGUGGAAUUGCCGAUAUCGAAACACUUGAUAUUGAAAACUUCAAGCAUCUGGUUACCGGCCAAAGGGCGAAGUGGCUGUGGAGGGGAAAGCCGCGGAAGGGUGCCAUCGGCGACAACUUUGCCAGUGGCCCGCCAGCUGCAGAUAUGGUGUUCACCACAGACGACCAGGGCGGUUACUUCUGGACAAGCCGAAAGCGAUCCUCGCACGAAGACUUGACGGAUCGUGCUCCGCAAAUCUCAGAUCGUUCCUGGAAGCCUUCAGAUACAACAGCGUCUCUGGACGACAAGGAUCAGAAUCUGAGCAGGAUGGUCCGAAAGGGCGUGAGUGGAAAGGUGUCAGAUGCGCGAGCAGGAUUUGGUCGGUUCAAGGAUGCAGUGGGGCUUCGAUCACAUCCUUCGAAGCAGUCCAGGGAUGGCAUAGACCUAACCGGGGAAUCUUCUCAUCUGCCUCCUAUAGAAAGCGACACCGAGCUAUCUCAGUCGAAGAGGUCUGAAGGUGGCGCCCACACCGAGCCUGAGAGCGUUCUUGACAGUGUCUCAAUUGACGAAGCCCGGGUUGAACAUGCGCCGAAGACCAUUCUACCGCAAUCUCCAACUUCGAGAGCCCCCGCAAUAACCCUAGAAGCGGCUGAAUCCGAUACCGAGUCAGAGUCAUCGCGUAAGAUGUCGUUGACUCGAACAGGUGAUGAUGUUCAAGAUCUAGAGCGCUGGAGGACGGGUUCCACCGAUAUCUCGGCCGAUCGGGACCAAGCGUCUGAAGCCGGUAUCAUGUUGCUACGUCGACCACAGAGCUGCGAAGAGCUGAGCCGCCGGAGCGAUUCCAGACGUCUAGACAACUAUUGGCCUCGCCAUUUGUCCUUCAGCACUGUUGAAGAGGUGGUGCUAGGAUGGGAGAGACUGGGGGGUGAGGCAUUCGAAGAGGACUCCGACACUCCUUUGGAGGAAGCUAUUGUGCAGGAGGAUAUUCUGGCCUCCGAUGCGCGGAUCUUCAGCUCCCGAAUUCAGGAUCUCAGCGAGCAAACCGUCCCCUGGGUAGAGCAGCAAGUGGCUUCGGUGGACGAUCUCAGUCGAUGCCUGCACGACAGUCACGAGAAGGUCAAUGCAGGGUACCUGGAACGGUUGGCGGCGUAUCAGCAACUGCGAGACAAAUCCAGCAGUCUGUUGACCGAAGAGCACACCCAGCUGACCGAUCACAUGAGACGGGUUGAAUUGAUGGGCGCCAAGCUGGACUACGAGCUCCAUGUCCUGGACUCCCGGGUCGAGGACGUUGAAACCAACCUCGACGAGUUCGAGCGGCACGUCAACGCCAUCGAAACCCGAGUCAAGCUGCUGAUACGAGGCGAGCAGGAGAAACAGAGCCACUCCUGGCUUUCCUGGCUCGGGCGAACAACCGGAUGUCCAACCCAAUGACCGAGCGCGUCGGAAGGUCAUU
Aspergillus heteromorphus CBS 117.55 is the source of this 2764-nucleotide messenger RNA. Its product is annotated as putative Sin3 complex subunit (Stb2). The record is from RefSeq and is a predicted model, not a curated record. Gene Ontology annotation, cellular component: Sin3-type complex. Bases 178 to 2742 code for a protein of 854 amino acids. Lineage: Eukaryota; Fungi; Ascomycota; Eurotiomycetes; Eurotiales; Aspergillaceae. The transcript has a single exon.